GAUACAGGAGCAACAGCAGGAGGUGGAUUGAUUGGAUAUUUCAAUCCAUUCGCUUACAGCAGUACAACACUGUUUUAUAUGUUCUCAUUGUUGAAGUUUGCCUCCUCUGUAUACUUGUUUCACAAGGCUCUGCUGCCACUACCAAUCGCUCGAUACUUUGGUCGAGUGUUUCACUUCUUCACGGCACCAUUCGUGUUGGCAAUGCAAUACUCUGGCCUGCGAGGCAAUCUGAUCGAUCGCAUUGGCGACGGCGUGUAUCUUGGCGCCGCACCCUACUCUUGGAACAUGCAACAACUGCUGGUCAACAACAUUGGCGCCGUAGUCAACCUGUGUGACGAGUACGGCGGACCUGUCACACUGUACGCCAAGCACAACAUCAGGCAGCUCUACCUGCCCACCGUCGAUCACUAUGAGCCUGAGCUCAGCGAGUUGCGCACAGCCAUCAAGUUCAUUGAGCAAGAGGUCGAUUCUGGCAACAAUGUGUUCAUUCACUGCAAGGCUGGCCGAGGUCGCAGUGGCGCAGUUGCCAUCUGUUGGGUGGCCUACCGUCAUCACAAGACAUUGGAGCAAGCUCAACAAAUACUACUUGAGCGACGAAGCAAGGUUCGCAAGUCACUGUACAAACAAAAGAAUGUUCUGGCUUUCUACUCCAAGUAUUGUGUCAAUGGAGUGCCA
This is a messenger RNA of Acytostelium subglobosum LB1, 675 nucleotides long. RefSeq lists its product as hypothetical. The record is from RefSeq and is a predicted model, not a curated record. Gene Ontology annotation, molecular function: protein tyrosine/serine/threonine phosphatase activity; phosphatidylinositol-4,5-bisphosphate 5-phosphatase activity. The annotation marks the transcript as partial. NCBI's taxonomy places the organism in Eukaryota, Evosea, Eumycetozoa, Acytosteliales, Acytosteliaceae. The transcript has a single exon. Gene Ontology annotation, biological process: protein dephosphorylation.